CAGCCCUCGAUCCGGACGGUCGACGCGUCGACCCAUUCCGUGCUAGUUAGCGCGCAAACCAUACGCGUUCCAAACUCGAAAGUAUCGGAUUUCUUCCAUAAAUAUUUUCACUGGUCUUAUGUGAAAAUAGUUUUGGGUUAUAAAAGUGUCAUCAAAAUAAUCACAAACUGCAGUGAUAAAAUUGGAAAAGUUUCGAGUAAUGUAGCGUUAUUGGAGUUUCUUUUAAUGAAAUUAAAUAAAUGAAAAUGGGAGGUGUUCAGCAAAACUAUCUAAACCGAUAGCGGGUGACACCAUCAUUUGAUUCUACAGCUGGAAUAUGUGCGCUAUGAUGUUACUCAUAGCUUCUGCUAAACCUGGGAACAUUUUUGCUAUUCAGAAUAACACAGAACAGUCAUAUCUUGAAAAUGUUGUCAACGCGACGCAAGCGAAAAAAAAUAUGAGUAUCGACGAAGAAGAAUUCAUUUUUGAUAGAAGUGACGUCAGAGCGAUUUUCAUCACCCUGUACACGAUUGUUUUCUGCUGUUGUUUUUUUGGCAAUCUUCUGGUUAUACUUGUGGUAACUCUCUCAAGGCGACUCCGGUCAAUAACCAACUUCUUUUUGGCGAACCUGGCGGUGGCUGAUUUAUGCGUCGGAGUGUUCUGCGUCUUCCAGAAUUUGACGAUAUAUCUUAUUCCGAGUUGGGUGUUCGGCGACUUUUUAUGCAAGAUGUAUCAAUUCGUUCACUCGCUGAGCUACACCGCCUCCAUCUUCAUUUUGGUGGUGAUCUGCACGGAGCGGUACUUCGCAAUAAUUCACCCUAUCACGUGCAAACAAAUUCUCACUUCCACCAGGUUAAGGUUGGUGAUUUUGGGUGUUUGGAUAACCAGCGCCUUAUACAGUGCUCCUAAGUUCAUUUGGGUAGAGACGAUCCCAAACAACCUAGGCGAUGGGAAAAUGGAGACCAUUUGUAUAAUAAGCCGGCGGAAAUACAACUCAGAAUUGUUCGACAUGAUCAACUUCGGGCUUCUUUACGUGACGCCGCUUUGUGUGAUGACGGUGUUGUAUACGAGAAUUGCCAUCGGCUUGUGGCAGAGCUCUAAAGGUUUACACCAGCUGGGAAGAGUGCAGUGUUGUGCCACGCAGUGUCCUCGGGUGGAAAAGGCAACGCCCAACAGCUUCGAACCUCAGCGAACGUUUAUUGGUACAACUGAAGCUAAGAAAAACUUGGCAGCGAAUAUGAAGGCAUCUAACCCGAAGAAGUGUCGGAACCACGAGUCGCGCGACUGUCACCACCUCAGCCAUCUGUCCCGCAAUGUGCUGCGCGCGCGCCGUGGCGUGGUGCGCAUGCUUAUUGUGGUCGUUCUAACCUUUGCCAUCUGCAACCUACCCUUCCAUGCCCGCAAAAUGUGGCAGUACUGGUCCACUGGCUACCAAGGCACGAGCGACUUCAGUACUUUACUUACGCCGUUAACUUUCCUCAUCACCUACUUCAAUUCUGGUAUAAAUCCGCUGCUCUACGCUUUCUUAUCAAAAAACUUCAGGAAAGGUAUGAAAGAGCUCUUGUUUUGUAAAUACCAUGGGAAGAGAAAAAGUGAGAAUUUAAUACUUUUAAACCCGGUCGGCGGCGGAGGCCUGCGGAGGAGCUCGACGCGCUCCACCCGCGCCAACUGCAGCACGGUCACCAUGGCGCCCAACGGGGACUCAUGAGACAUGCGCCGGCGACGCUUCCUCUACAAAGUGGAGAACCUUGAUAUUUCCUGAUUAACGGAGAGCACAGACGAGGUAACCGACAGCAGCGGGUUUUACACCGUCUCCACUAUAUCUAAACGUGAUUUAUAUGAUUAAAAUGGACCAUAGAUAUUUAAUGCAACGUUAACAAUGUUUAAGAUCUCAGGAGCUUAGAAUAUUAAUGCAUACCUAUAAUGUUGUGAUUGAAAUAUUGAGAGAAAUAUAAGUUUUAAGUUUUGAAAAGUUUAGUCCGCAUCCAAAAACGCUCGGUGUGAGACUAUGAACAUAUUUUUUAUAACUGGUUUGAGAUGAUCACCAAAAUGUAUAUCUUUCAUUUAUAUAGUCAAAACAAAAACAAUUAGCAGGCCAAAAUAACAAUGGAAUUAUAAUUACUGUUGCAUAAACUUAUUUAGAUGUAAGAUAGAAAAAACAAUAAGCGCCUAACAUUCGUGAGAGUUAAUUUAUGGUAUUGAUAGAUAUAAUGUUAACAAAAUUAUAAGCAAGUACCUACUUUAAUUAUCUUGCCAAUGUGAAAUAUGUGACGGAAUUUAUUAUUAUCAAGUAGGUAUUAAAUUUUUUUUUAACACAAACAUUGGGAAAAAGUAUGCAGAUUCAUAAACAAUAAGAAAAAGAUCCAGUGCUUAUAUAAUCACUGUAGUUCCGAGAAAUUUACUUGAAAUUGGAGAAUCACUAAUUGUAUUGUGAGGGUUGAUGCUCAUUAACUUAGUUGAAGAAGUACAGGGUCGAUUUAAAUGCAUUAGCAUCACCUUGAAAUAAAGCAUGUACAAUUGUACACUCGACUUAUUCGAGAAAAUAAAUAAUAAAAUUUUCUAAAAAAAUUUCCUUAGUGAUAAUGUUAUGAAAAUUAAAUUUAUCUUUGUCCUCUGCCCACUCUGGAGGGGAGCCCGGGGUCUGCCUGUGACCGCAAUCCUAGAUAGAAUUUUUAUUAUACGAAGCAAAUAAUACGUAGAAUACGUAAGUCAGCAAAAACAAUAUUCAUGUCUUGAUUAAAUACCUGGGAUUACAAAAUGAGACGAGAUCUUCGUAUAUAUGGGCGCUUUCAAGGUCGACGCGGCCCUACUUUGAGUAGACCUAGAAUCAUGUUUAGGAUUUUGUUUUAUCAUGUCUAGUAGAUACUGUGUUCGUAACAUAUUUAAGAUUUUAAUGCUAUUAAGUACAUGAAAAUAAUCCUUACGAUAAUUUUGACGAAUAGACAGACAACAAACCAACGUCAAACGGAUAAGGAAGGAACCUUUGAAAACCCUUCAAGUUAACUUAAUACUUAGAAAGGAUUUGAAAUACCAUUCCCGUUUGUUGACCUAUGUACUAUUUUUAGCACCAGAAAAAAGGAUACUUGAAUCUCUAGUAUCCACAUCGUUAUUGUUUCUAAGUAAGCAAAACUGUUGGAACGUUUUUCCUACUUCCCAACUACACAAAUCCGAUUUCAGUCGGUAUAAAUGCGAAUGAUUUGUUUGUUUUGUUGUAUCUUUAAGCUUUAUUAACUUAAAGCUAUCUUCAAUUUUCGUACACACAUAACUUCGAAUAAAAUUCUAAAAAGGUCUUUGGUUGGGACAUUUGAAUAAAUUCAUUCCUGAAAUAUAUUGUUCUCGUAGGAAUUCGAAAAGCUAAACCUAGUGAGAUCUAUAUGUGUUAGAUUGAAUCCACCUUUAUGUUGUUUAAGCAGCCCUUCAUGGUUACCUACAAACAAAACCCUCACUUCGUUAGCCUUCUCAGCUGGCUCGUUUAUGUAGGCCAAUUUUUUUUUGCAAAAUUUAACACUGAUAUAAAAACAGAGGAUUCAUAUUCGCUAAUAUCAUUCAAAAAGGUCUGAUGUAUAUCUCUCUAAUCACGUGUUUUACCAAUUCAAUUAAAAGAUUCUAUAUAAAAUUUACGAAUAAUUAUAUAUAAUAUAACCUACUCCGAUAAUAAUACCGAUGUAUUAAUAAAUAGAAAUAUAAUUAUUUUAGAUAUCCACAUAAGAAUUAUUAUACUUAAACCGAAAAUGUACAAUAUUAUUUUAUAUACAUUGAAUUUAAUAAAAUCAAGAGUACCCGAAACCAACGUGCUUGCAUGAAGAGACUUAAUGAAUGUGGAUGAAGCGAAAGAAGUAUGAAGGGAUCGUGGCAAGUGAAAAGAUGUAAUCUCUGCCUGCCCUUAAGUGAAAGACAUGUGAUUUUAUGUAAGUACAAUACUUAUUUAUAGUUAUCAGUGCAUUUAUAGAGUACAGUAAAAACUAAAAAAUAAUAAACAAUACUUUUUAUUUCAUUACUUGAUAGGUUUCCAUUAGAACAAGUUAUACGAUAUACUUUAUAAAAAGAUAAAAUAAAAAUAAAUUAUACCUUUAUUCAAGCCGAAGAAACAUUAAGAUAAAAUUUCUUUAGCGCCAACUUAAACUAUCUAAUUAUGAUUAAGUAAUUUCCAGAAGUCGACUGUGCGUUUAUAAAUAUUUAAGUAAGGUAAUAAUAAAUUACGAUUCAUUAAUUUGGCAAUUGUUUAUGGUUAGUAUCUUACAGUUCAAAAUAAUAUAUCAAUAGGUAAAAAAUAGUAAGAUGAAGAGAUGUCAAUGUAUAUACGUAAAACUUUUAUAAAAUAAGGAUAAGAGUUCUACGCAUAAGGAUUUCAUGAUAAAAAUACACAUGCGUUUUUCACAACUUUUAUAUGUAUAUAAAUCAAAUUAAAAAUCUAGCUAGGGCAUUUAAAAUUUAAAAGGUGUGAAUAAAAUAAUCCCAUUGUAACGAUGCGCGAAAUUACUGGUAAAGUUUUAUUUUUCCUUGAGACAAUUUUGUCAUUCUCAACAUACGUACGUUUAAUUACCUUUGUACGGUCAACCUCGGAGAAAUCUGACCGCUUUGUUUAUGGUUUGUAUGAACGAACGGAGUUCAUGUUUCUCUGGCAUUGACUGUACAUUCUGUGAUUUGUUGUUUUACCAAUUUACAUAUUUUUUUAAUAUGUAGAACACCACUUGUACCUCUCUAAAAAGGGUUCUGUAAACUGAGAAGAAAACAAAUUAAUUAAAUUUUCCAAUUAUAUCCUGUAAAUAACGUUCCCUCCAAAACUCGCGUCUAUUUGAAUUAUGUAGAAGGUUGUGUCGUGCGUAGCAACAAAACCGUACAAAAUUUGUUCUGUUUUGAGGUUUUGACGGACUUCAGAGGUUUCAUAGUCUAUUGUUUUAUAUUAAUUUAUUAAAACAUUUAGAACAUGGUGUAAUAUUUUAUGUACAUAUCGUAUUUACUUAAACUCAUCAUUAUAUAAUGUUAAAAUGGUAAUGUUGGUGUAUAAUACUUAUAUUUAAGUAAUUUAUUAUACACGGUAAGAAAAUUCGUAAAAAAAAUUUCCUUAAAUAUUUAAGGUUUAUUAAUUUUGUAGGUACUGUGUAUGCAUUAAGUUGACAUUUUGUAGCUUUAAAACUCAAUAAAGUUUGAAAUAAAAAAUGAUUGAUGUGAGAAAGAUGAGUACAUAAUUAAAGUAUUGGGUAAGUAAGACUAAAGAUAAAGUGACAAAACUUUUAUAUUAGUCUAUACAUGUAUAGCUUUGAGUUAGUUACUAAUAAUGGCCCUUAUAUCAUAAACACGUGGGUAUUUAUUAGGUACUUUAUACAUUAUGUACAAAAUUCAUCACCUUAAUGUAGAAAAUAUGCAAAAAAUGAAAAGGACACAUAUGGUCACUAUUCGUUACUACGCAUACCUACGUAUUACUGAGGGUUCCAAAAAAACUUAACAAAUGUUAUGAUAUCAAACCAAACAUAACAUUAAAAUUACACAUCAAUUAUAUAUUUUUUUAAUUUCCUUUUUAUUUCGGGUAGGAAAUAUGUAGGUUUUAAU
Molecule: messenger RNA, 5529 nt
Organism: Amyelois transitella
Lineage: Eukaryota; Metazoa; Arthropoda; Insecta; Lepidoptera; Pyralidae
Gene: NGR-A31
Product: trissin receptor
Exons: 7
Coding region: 317-1687 (456 amino acids)
Biological process (GO): G protein-coupled receptor signaling pathway
Cellular component (GO): plasma membrane
Molecular function (GO): neuropeptide Y receptor activity
Source: RefSeq, a predicted model, not a curated record